Messenger RNA from Myxocyprinus asiaticus (Chinese sucker), 4795 nucleotides. Its product is annotated as FAS-associated factor 1-like. The transcript is spliced from 19 exons. The coding region runs from base 208 to 2214 and encodes 668 amino acids. NCBI's taxonomy places the organism in Eukaryota, Metazoa, Chordata, Actinopteri, Cypriniformes, Catostomidae. Gene Ontology annotation, molecular function: NF-kappaB binding; ubiquitin binding. The record is from RefSeq and is a predicted model, not a curated record. Gene Ontology annotation, cellular component: nucleus; endoplasmic reticulum.
UGUUGCUUUGAACGCCGAUCCAGAACAGUGAAGUGACGAUAACAGAAAAACAGAAAUUCACAAAACACUGACAAUACGGCCCGAAGAGCAGCGUUUAUACCUAAGUUACUCGCCGCACACUGAUAAGCCGUGUCCCCUGCUGCUCUUUUGAAAUCGGAGGUUGAUAUUUUUGGGGUAUUUUACAUGAGUCGUUAGCUUCUCCCUGCAAUGGCCUCCGACAGCAACAUGGACAGAGAAAUGAUCCUGGCCGACUUUCAGGCAUGUACUGGUAUUGACAAUAUUGCAGAGGCGAUCACACUUCUAGAACUGAACAACUGGGACUUGGUGGCAGCCAUCAAUGGAGUGAUACCACAAGAAAAUGGGAUCUUGCAAAGUAAUUUUACCAGUGAAGCGUCUCAGACUGGCCCCUACGGGCCCCACAGUGAACCAGAAGCCACAGCACCUACGCCUUCGGUCCCUCCUUCAUCAGCAUCAUCAGUUUCCUCACCCCCGUCCUCCUCCAGCCCUGCCUUCUGCCCCGUCUUGCCCUCUCGGCACAUCGUGGAGCGGCAGCCGCGGAUGCUCAACUUUCACGUAGAGUACAGGCAGCGCUCCGUAGAGGUGGUACUGGAUGAAGGCAGCACAGUCGGUGAAAUUAAACAGGUUUUAGAGACUGAGCUACAGGUGCCUGUGUCUAAAAUGCAGUUAAAAGGCUGGAAGAGUGGAGACGUGUCUGAUAGUAUGGUUCUUAGGAGUUUACACCUGCCCAAGAACAACAGCCUGUAUGUGCUCACCCCUGAUAUUGCACCUUCAGCCAGCACCAGCCAGAGCAGCAGUGGCCAGCAAGGGUCGUCAAAUCAGAACUACCUGCUUGUCAUUAGCCACCGUGAAGCACAGAGAGAUUACAGCCUCAACUUCCCCGCCAGCAAAACUAUCCAGGAGGUGAAGAGGAACGUUUCAGACCUGACAAACAUCCCUGUGCGGCAUCAACAGUGGGAUGGCUGGCCUGCCUCCGCUUCUGAUGACUUGAUGACUCUUGCCGUCAGUGGAAUCAGUUACCCCUGCCAUCAUCUGAGUGUGUGUAGAAGAUCUUCCCCAGCUCUCACACUGGACCAAACAGACGAGUGCACAGAUGUCCACAUGGUCAGUGACAGCGAAGGGGAUGAUUUUGAGGAUGCACCUGAAUUUGGUGUAGAUGAAUCUGAGAUCUUUGGCAUGGGAAGCUCAAGUUGUCGAAAGUCUCCAAUGAUGCCAGAGAACAGUGAAAAUGAGGGCGAUGCCUUACUGCACUUUACUGCUGAAUUUUCUAGAAGAUAUGGUGAGUGUCAUCCAGUGUUCUACAUUGGCACCUUGGAAGCGGCGUCUCAAGAGGCCUUCUAUGGCAAAGCCAGAGACAGAAAACUGCUGGCCAUCUACCUCCACAAUGAUGAGAGUGUCCUCAGUAACGUGUUCUGCUCCCAGAUGAUGUGUGCAGACUCCAUAGUGUCAUAUCUCAGCCAGAACUUCAUCACAUGGGCUUGGGAUGUUACUAAAGAAGCUAAUAAAGCCAGACUACUCACAAUGUGCACAAGGCACUUUGGCAGCGUUGUAGCCCAGACCAUUCGGACGUACAAGACUGACCAGUUCCCAUUACUUUUAAUUGUCAUGGGCAAACGGACAUCAAAUGAAGUUUUAAAUGUCAUUCAAGGCAACACAGCAGUGGAUGAGCUCAUGAUGAGACUCAUGGGGGCCAUGGAAAUCUUCACCGCACAGCAGCAAGAAGACAUCAAAGAUGAGGAUGAACGUGAAGCCAGAGAAAUGGUCAAGAGGGAACAGGAUGAAGCUUAUCGUUUGUCUCUUGAGGCUGAUCGUAAAAAGAGAGAAGCGCAGGAGCGAGAGGAGGCGGAGCAAGUUCGUCAGGAGCGAAUCAAGAAGGAGCAGGAGGAGGAACGAGAGGCUAUCCGUCUCUCAUUGGAGCAGACACUGCCACCAGAGCCCAAAGAGGACGAUGGAGAGCCAAUCAGCAAGCUGCGUAUCCGGACGCCUAGUGGCGAGUUUUUGGAAAGGCGAUUCCUGGGCAACUGUAAACUCCAGGUCCUGUUCGAUUUCGUUGCCUCUAAGGGCUACCCAUCCGAUGAGUUCAAACUGCUCACCACCUUUCCACGCAGAAAUAUAACGCAGUUAGACCCAGCAUGGAAUCUGGUGGAGGCCAAACUCUUUCCUCAGGAGACCCUUUUCCUGGAGGCUAAAGAGUAGAACCCAUCCAGGAUGAGCGUGAAAAAGAAUAAGCAAAGAACUUUUAGCAUGAUGUCCACAGCGACCAGACACACACCCACACACACUAUCACACAUGUUGCAGUGUAUCUGAAUGCUGAGUGUACAUUUUAUGCACACUGAGGCCUUCACUAGCACAUGGAUAAACACUCACUCACAUAACUGCAGUGUAAUGUUUUUUGUCCACCCAAACGUAAGAUAACCGAAAAGAGAAGAAAAACAAAUCAUGCAAAUGUGUGGAAGUCUAAAACAGCCAGCCUCACAGACAAGGGCUUCUCACUAUGGCUGCUUUUUUAGACAUGUUUUGUGUUGAAAUGAAAGAAUAUCAAUAAAAAAAUAAACAACAAAUAAAUAGUCAAACAAAGAGACAUUUCCUGGAGAACGCUGGACCAUUUCCUAUCCCCAACACUCACCAAGAGUCCCUGAUUCUCAGCGUAGCCCUGGACAGCCCUUCAUCACUCAGAGCCAUGGCUUCUUCAUGACACCCAAAUUGAUCAUAUUUGGUUUUAAUCUCAACUGCAUUUGUUUAUUUUUCUCCUUUUUUUCCUUUUUAAGUUUGAUGCUGUAUUAGAUUUAGGUUGAUAUGCAUUAUAUAAAGAAUAUAUGAACACGCAUAUGUCUUCCUAUUCAAAUUGAAUUUUUUACUUUCAUGGGUGGGUGAUUUCUAUCAAAUCAUGGCAUCAUCAAAAAAGCUCAUGAACUCUUUGUAUUUAUGACAAGAGAAGAUGUUUCUACUGGACACCAUCCAUUUUAACAUGGAGCUGCUGACAAAUUAAUAUCAUAGGAGAGAAGGGAUGCCACACAAGUGGUUUCCUUUGGCUUGAUCUAAUACAAACCAAUCAGAUUAUUGUUCCAGUUUACUGGAAUCUUGACUGUCAUUGGUUGUGAGUUUUUUUUCCCCCAGCCUUUUGAUUCAAUUGUGAAAUUACAAAAUGGAAAUAGUACAAAUGUGAUCACUGAUGAUGCAAACCAGCUGUGGUUAAUGGUGUGAUUCACUAAGGAGUGUUUGUGCCCGUGGUUCAGAUACAAACUUUUAUCUGUUUACAUGAUUGGGACUAAACUGAAUAUUCCAUGAUCAUGUUGAGCAACUGUAUGAAUGCUACACUCCACUGCAGAGAUGUUGAAACGGAUAUAUUGAUGUGUCCGCUCGGAAAAACUGAUGGAUUUAUGAGAAAGAAUUGAUUUUCUUGUUUUUCACCAGAGCUUUUAGGACAUCUCUUAUCAGUAUUAUCUGCCAUCAUGACUACUUUUGCUCUGAAAUUAAAUGCUAUUUGUGCUCUCUGCAGCUCCACUCAUGUCUAAAGUUGUAAUGAGAAAAGAAAAAUGAGAGACUAUUCUCUUGUAUGGCAUUUAUUAAGCUUAAUUUUAUGGUGAAUGUAACAACUGAAGAUGGUUCUGAGUGGAUUUAGAUUAAUAUUUUGAAAGCUAAUGAAGUGCUUACCCUCCUGCCAAACUCUAAGUAGUUCACUUAAAAAGAGAAACGGAAUGUGUUUUAUUUACAUUUCAACCAUUUCCUCUUGCAGUGUCUUUAUAAAUGACCUUUUUUUUUACCUGAUAGAGGGAGAGGUCUUUCUAACCUGGGGGCUGUUUCAUUCAUGUGUUGCUUUGGCAUUUCUCGUCAAGUUCUCACGCAAGGAAUCUGAAUGUUUAAUAUGUGCAUCGAGUCAUACCUCCACUGCAGAUUAUAUGCCCUGAGAAAUGAUGAAUCAUUCUCUCCCUCUCCCACUCUCUUUGCUAAGAGUGAACUUAUUAACUCAAACAUUGUGGUGUUCUUCAUUUUAAACAAAGGACGAAACCCUCUAUUCAAAGUGACAACAACAAACAAAAUUUUAGCUUUCUUGUGAUUCUUUAGCGUUGGUCAGAUAACAAACCAUUUUAUGCGAUCAGCUCUGUAUGUGUUUGUCCAAGCCUCAAAAUGAGCAUUCACAAAAUGUAUAUGCUACUGUUUACUUUCUUAUACAGUUGACCCCAAAAGUAUUUGGACACAUUAGCCACUCUUGUUUUUGCAUUAUAUUACAAAAUAUCAAACCAAGUGCCAUUAAAAAAAUAAAAUAAAAUAGCACAAAUACACUUUGCAAGCAAUACAUUUAACAAAAAGUAAGUUAUGUGUUGUAAAUAUAUAUAUAUAUAUAGUUCAAUACUAAAACUAAGUAUUUGGACACUUUCUGAUUGUCAAACUUUUUGGAACGUAUCCAUAGUUAAUGUGAUGAACUAUGCCUACUCUGCAAAGACACCCAUGUAUGCUUGAGGGGAACUGACUUCCACUAAAAAUUACUUUUUUUUUUUUUUUUAAGUGAAUGCAAAAGAGUCUAGCAUCAUUUGCUUGCAGAUGCCACUUUGUUUGAUAUAUUGUAUCUAAUGCAAUCACAUUCUGAUAUGUGUGACUCAAGUGUCCUAAGUUGCCCAAGUUAUUUUUGGGAGCUACUGUGAAUGUGCCAUUCUCUGAAAUUUAAAAUGGGCUGAAAUAUUGAAUAAUGCAUGUACAUGUGCAUACUUGAGUUGAAUUUGUUUUAGAAUCUGAAGAUAGCUGCUGUCCUGGUAUCAUGUUAAAGGAAUACUCCGU